This is a messenger RNA of Panicum hallii, 1655 nucleotides long. RefSeq lists its product as uncharacterized. Lineage: Eukaryota; Viridiplantae; Streptophyta; Magnoliopsida; Poales; Poaceae. The record is from RefSeq and is a predicted model, not a curated record. The transcript is spliced from 7 exons. The coding region runs from base 225 to 1319 and encodes 364 amino acids.
CUCUCUCUCUCUCUCCACCAUUGCUAGAGCUCGACACGGGAGGGCACAGCACGAGCAAACAACAGAGGAGGAACUCAAUUUCUCCCCGCCCCGUCGCCUCCGCCUCGCCCAAUCGGAGCUUCGCCCGCUUCCGCCAUUCCCAGGGGUCGGUCCGAUCCGACCGAUCCCUUCGCACGCCGCGCGCCCGGCCCUCGGGGAUUUCAGGUAAGGUGCUUUAACAGAAGAUGCAAGGGGGAAGAGGUGGGAGACAUGGUUUAUUCGGUUCCGGGGACCCUUUUGCUGGUUUUGGCGGCUUUGGACAACCAGGGAGCCUUGUUUCCGGUUUCUUUGGUGGCGCAACUCCCUUUGACGACCCUUUCUUCACUAACCCCUUUGCAAGCAUCAUGCAACCUAACUUCCCAAGUCCUUUCAGCAGUAUGAUGCAACCUAGCUUCAUGAACCCCUUUGGUAGCUUGAUGCAACCUAGCUUGCUUGGACCGAGUAUGCUUGGGCCCCAUAGCAAUCUCAAUGGAGUGAUGUUUGGAAGCCAGACAGAUCUCAAUCAAGGCAUGAGCAAUGCCAGUGGUUUUAUUCAGCAGGCCCCUGAACCAAGCAGGCCUAAAGGGCCAAUUAUCAAGGAGCUGUCUUCAGAUGACGAGGAUGAUGCACGCGAUGAUAAAGAAGAUGAGAAGAAGAAGGUUAACUUCAGGAAGCAUCCACGGGAAAGCAAAGAGCCAUAUGUGGAGGACCCAGAUGGAGAAGUAGAAGAUAAUAAAAGACCUAAGCAUGGACAAUUUGGGAGGGAUUUCAGCAGAGCUAGCACAUCACAUCCGCAGCCUCAGACAUUUAUGUUUCAGAGCUCGACUGUUUCAUAUGGUGGUCCAAAUGGAGCCUGUUAUACAUCUUCAACAACUAGGAGGACUGGUGCAAAUGGAAUUACAUUGGAAGAAAGUAAGGAGGCUGACACAACUACUCGUAAAGCUACUCACAGGAUUUCACGUGGCAUUGGCAGUAAGGGUCGCUCUUUAACAAGAAACCUGAAUUCUGAUGGGCAUGUUAACAACUUACAAACCUUACACAACUUGAAUGAAGAUGAGCUUACUGCAUUUGAGGAAUCAUGGCGAAAUGCCAGGGAUAAUUUACCUGGCUGGGAUCCCGGAAUGAACAUGCUUGGCAACAGUACAGCGCCUCUCCCUCCCUCCCUCCCUGGAAAUGUUCACCCUGACUUCCAAGAUGCGAAUCAAAUGCUUGCACUUCCUGCGCAUGAUCAAUCCCGUGGCACCAAUUCCUCAAGGAACUCCCAGGUUGGCUCUUCCACGGGCCGUGGACGCCGCACAUAAGUUCCUCUGUAGUAUAUGCAGAUCACAGUGCCAGAUAAGGGUGAAUUCCACUGUUUUGCAGAAAAAGUGUUGUAACUUGAGUUCUUGUAGGAAGACUACUGGAACUUGUGAGGGUCCUAUAGUCAAGAGCUUCACGCCAGAUGACUGCUUUAGAUAACUGAAAAUUUUCUUUGUUCAACACUUCUGUCCCAGUGCUCAGUCACGGUACUUUAGAAAUUUAGAAUCUAGUGCCUGCUGCCUGAGAUACAAUUAGAAUGUGUGGAUGUAGCGGAUUUCUUCGGAAACUUUACUGAAUUUGGUGCAAUCUGAUGAAAAGGAAUGUCCCUUAUAGUCUUA